Messenger RNA from Paramuricea clavata, 309 nucleotides. The record is from the annotation of a GenBank genome assembly. NCBI's taxonomy places the organism in Eukaryota, Metazoa, Cnidaria, Anthozoa, Malacalcyonacea, Plexauridae.
AAUUAUGAAGACGUUUUAGGCUCUCUCUUGGACAAACAUGCACCUAUGAAGCGACGUAAAAUUACAAUUCGUCCAAGGGCACCAUGGUAUAAUGCCAAUAUCACAGAAGCAAAAAGGCUUCGUCGCCAACUUGAAAGGAAAUGGCGCUCGUCUAAAUCAUUGAGCGAUAGAGCAGCUUUUGUAAACCAGUGUAAAGUUGUUAAUAACUUGAUCUACGAAUCCAAGCAAUUAUACUACAACGACUUGAUUGAAGAAAAUUCUUCCAAUUCUAAAUUACUAUUUAAAAUAGUAAAUAAGCUGCUUGACUGA